Molecule: messenger RNA, 1357 nt
Organism: Myripristis murdjan (pinecone soldierfish)
Lineage: Eukaryota; Metazoa; Chordata; Actinopteri; Holocentriformes; Holocentridae
Gene: aga
Product: aspartylglucosaminidase
Exons: 9
Coding region: 217-1227 (336 amino acids)
Biological process (GO): protein deglycosylation
Cellular component (GO): cytoplasm; lysosome
Molecular function (GO): N4-(beta-N-acetylglucosaminyl)-L-asparaginase activity
Source: RefSeq, a predicted model, not a curated record
GACACAACAAGGAAGUCAACGUUAGUCUUGACGUUUACCAAACUAUUUCUCUGCUGUACUUUCUUCUUUCGGAAACUUUACAUCUGAUAAAGUAUUUCUCGACUCCUGUCCUGCAAACCUCGGGCCCGCUGCUUGUUUGGAAAAUAAUAAUGACCGGGAAAUAGCUGUCCACUGCCGCCGCCCUGUAAUGUUUGCAGCCACGUAAACGACAAAAAAAUGUUUACAUGUUUACUGACUUGCAUUUUGUUUUUGCCAUUUGGACAUGCUUCAUUGCCUCUUGUGAUCAAUACGUGGCCAUUCGGAGAUGCGACGGCUGCAGCAUGGAGCUCCCUGCAGGCAGGUGGCUCAGUGUUGGACGCAGUGGAGAAAGGCUGUGCCCGCUGUGAGGCAGACCAGUGUGACGGCAGUGUUGGCUACGGUGGGAGUCCAGAUGAGACGGGCGAGACUACCCUGGACGCCAUGAUCAUGAAUGGUGAUACAAUGGAGGUGGGUGCAGUUGCAGACCUGAGAAGAAUCAAGAAUGCCAUCGGCGUAGCGAGAGCGGUGAUGGAGCAUACUUAUCACACACUCCUAGUGGGAGAAUCAGCUUCUGUGUUUGCCGAAAACAUGGGCUUCAUUGCAGAGGACCUGACUACCAACAAAUCCAGGAGCAUUUAUUCUCAGUGGCUGAAGGGCAACUGCCAACCUAAUUAUCGAAAGAAUGUUUUUCCAGAUCCUUCCAAGUACUGUGGACCGUACAAACCGAGGGCAACGCGGAAACCGGGCAGGCGAGCACGACGCACUAAUAUCCACUCCCAUGACACCAUAGGGAUGAUUGCUAUUGAUGAAGAUGGUCACGUGGCAGCAGGCACAUCAACCAACGGAGCCAGACACAAAGUACCAGGUCGUGUUGGAGACUCGCCCAUCGCUGGAGCCGGAGCGUAUGCAGACAGUUCCGCCGGUGCAGCGGCAGCCACUGGAAAUGGAGACAUCAUGAUGCGCUUCCUACCCAGUUACUUGGCUGUGGAGCUGAUGAGGGCCAGGGCAGAUCCCUCAGCAGCCUGCAAGACGGCCAUUUCUAGAAUCAAGAGGCAUUACCCAGAGUUCUUUGGAGCCCUCAUCUGCGCUAACGCAACAGGCCAUUAUGGUGCGGCCUGCAACAAAGUCCCUGGCUUUUCCCAGUUCCACUACAUGGUGUCAGACUCCAAGUCAAACAUACCACUCCUGAAAUCUGUUGACUGCUUUUAAAUAAUUUAGCGGUAUUGAUUAUGUUGACUCAUACUAUCCUGUGCCUGAAUUAUGUCUUUGUUAUGCAUUUUUUUUAAUGUAUACUGCAAUGUUGCUCUUAAUUCAUGAAUAAAUUUUAAUGAUCCCGUCA